This is a messenger RNA of Boleophthalmus pectinirostris (great blue-spotted mudskipper), 945 nucleotides long. Its product is annotated as red-sensitive opsin. Gene Ontology annotation, biological process: G protein-coupled receptor signaling pathway. The transcript has 8 exons. Lineage: Eukaryota; Metazoa; Chordata; Actinopteri; Gobiiformes; Gobiidae. Gene Ontology annotation, cellular component: membrane. Gene Ontology annotation, molecular function: G protein-coupled receptor activity. Bases 1 to 945 code for a protein of 314 amino acids. The record is from RefSeq and is a predicted model, not a curated record.
AUGGGUCUUACAGUGAUCAGUGUCGCAGAUCCACGAAGGAUGAAUGUGAACGGGUCUUCUGAUCUCGCGGAGUUCCCGUGGUCCGAUGCGGAGAAGUGGCUGCUGGUGUCGAUUCUGAGUCUGGAGAUGGUGAUGGGAGUUUCAGGGAACUGUCUUGUCCUCUUGGUCAAAGCUAAGUGCAGAGGGAACUUCAAAAAUCGCUGCUGGGUUCCCCUCAUGAAUCUCACAUUCUCAGAUCUAGGUUGUUCUGCGCUGAUAAUCUCUGGGUCUCUCUUGGCCAUGCUCACAGGGGGUCAAAAUUCAUCAUGGUGCGAAGCUGUCAGUUUGCUCAAGUUUGCUUUUAUCACAUCCUCAAUUGGCAACAUCAGUGUCCUCUCUGUGCAGCGCCUGAUCACGUCUUCAGGAAAAGUGACAGUGUUUCUUGUAUUCAUUGCAUGUUUGAGCUCAUGGGUAACUGGAGCUGUGUUUGGGGCUGUGCCAGUCAUCUUCUCCUGGAUCAAAUAUGACCCCGAAGAGAUGCUGUGUGCUGUGUUCUGGGAGAGCAGUUACUCUGAUAUGUUGGUCUACAUCCUCUGUGCCUUUUCCAUCUGUGUCUUCUUCCCAUUUGUCCUCAUGGUCCUCUGCUCCAUCACCAGUGCAGCCAGGUGUAACAGAAAUGAAGUGGACUUGUGUGAUAUCACUCCUAUGUUGGUGGUGGCCUACACUCUCUGCUACACACCAUUCGUUUUGUCUGAGGUAAUUCUUCUGGGCAGGCUGGACCUUUCUCCGUCUCCUGCUUGGCUGCGCACAGUGUCCUCAGUCAUGUCAUAUCUGAACUGCAGUUUGAAUCCACUUAUUUACUUCUGUCAUCAGGACUUCAGAGAGGCAGGACUGGCUCUGCUCUGGACCAAAAAACACAUACUCAUUGAACCUGUGCUCACUGCAAUACAGAAACUGGACCUGUAA